This is a messenger RNA of Knipowitschia caucasica, 294 nucleotides long. The record is from the annotation of a GenBank genome assembly. NCBI's taxonomy places the organism in Eukaryota, Metazoa, Chordata, Actinopteri, Gobiiformes, Gobiidae.
AUGGGUGGAUCGUCCCUGGACCAUACCCUGGGGCAGGACAGGGGCAGGGCAGGACCGGCACGGGGCGGGGCGGGACAGCACUGCUCCGGGGGCGCAGAGGUAAAGUUCUCUCCUCAGCUCAGAGCGCUCCAGUCCGCGGCCGCUGUUCCUUCCCAUUGUCACCGCUCCAGAUCCUCCUGCAUCAUGUUUUUGGCCAAGGGAAUCCUGGGAGGCCUCGUCAAAAUUAUAAGUAACAUCGACCCUGCAGACUUCGUUCCCUCAGACCCUGUGAGUAUCACCACAAACACACACUAG